Molecule: messenger RNA, 1606 nt
Organism: Nilaparvata lugens (brown planthopper)
Lineage: Eukaryota; Metazoa; Arthropoda; Insecta; Hemiptera; Delphacidae
Exons: 5
Coding region: 51-812 (253 amino acids)
Source: RefSeq, a predicted model, not a curated record
UCAAUAGCUUUGUGUUUUGUUGCAGAUGUGGAUGGUUUGUCACACAGAUAAUGCACGAUGUCGCGAAUCGUAAAUUGUUUCCUCAUCUGUAUUGCAAUGACAUAGCAACACCCGGUGUGAUCAACAGAAGGGGAACCAUUACGUCCUUAGCCAACAGACAGGGUGUACUAAUAUUCGAGUCUGAUAGUGGUCGCCUGGAGCAAGUGUUCUUCCUGGCCAGUAAGCUGUACGUUCGCGGCACUCGGGUGAAGGCGGCCCUGAACAGCUCGCGUGACCUUGAGGAGGGCACAGAGGUGACCUUUGACGCAGUGCCCUGUCACAGUCACGAGAACGAGUUCGAUUGCCAGUGGUUCGCCACUGUCGUCUGGUACCUCUGCAAGAAGCCUCGCAUGGAGUAUGACCUGCAUGAAAAGCACAUCGAGGAACUCACCUUCUUCAACAAGAUCCGAGUGUUAACAAUGGCGAGUCCGCUUGAGAAUUGCACCGUGGAAGAACAACAUGCUGUGAUCAGAUUUUUAGUCGCAGAAGUUCAUCAUUUAUUUCUACAUGUCUACAAACAAUUUGGCAACAAUGCCGAGUAUGGAAUCGCCCUGGGCUCAAUCAAGCCCAAUGUCUGGCAGAGCAUUCUCUUCCAUAGGAGUAUGUGCUUCCUUUUCAAACUCAACCUAUCUACCAAAGACUUGAGGGAAAUCUUCAAAAAAGGAGACAAGAUAAAUUUCAUAGCAGUGCCGUCACCUAAGAAGUACAUAGCUCAAAUGAUUGCUACUCAGAUAAGUAUCUACUCUGAUCCAAGACUGGGGCCUCAGAUGUGAACGGAUCCAACAUAAAUCGCCAGUUACCACUCACUAGAACUUGGUGCAUUAUUUAAUAAAAUAAUUAUUUUUAUACGUGUUUGGUAGAUUUUCUAAUGUUGGAGGAACUUUGUUAAUUUUGUACAGGUAAAUUUUAUCUAUUCCAAUAAUUAUUUUCAUAUGUGUUUGGAUGAUUUUCCAAUGCUGUAUUGAUUUUUGUAUGAGUACAUUUUAAAUAUUGUAUUUUUUCUUUAGAGCUACUCUUGAAUAUAAAUAAAAAUAGAAAUCCAAGUACUGUUUUUAAAAAUUAUUUAGUCACAAUAUGUUUCGACUAUAAUGCCAUUAUAAAGUGAUUGGAAAAUAAGUUAUUUUCCGAAACAUAUUGUGACUAAAUACGUUUUAAAAAGAGUUCUUAGAUUACUAUUUUUAUUUAUAUUUUCAACCUUAUUGAAUGAAAAAGACUAAGAAAUUGUCAAAUACCACAGAUUUAUUGAUACUUAGAAAGACCGGUUUUGGUUAUUACACCAUUGUCAAUCUCUGAUUAACUGAGAUAUAUCAGAGGUUUAUCAGAGAUUGACAAUGGUGUAAUAACCGAACCGGUCUUUCUAAGUAUCAAUAAAUCUGUGGUUUUUGACAAUUUCUUAGUCUUUUUCAUUCAAUAUGAAUAAUUACCACAAUAUCAACUUCUCAACUACACAAAAAGUGAAAAAAAAUUCAACCUUGUUCGUGACUUAGUAUUUAGAUUUAAGGAAGUAUUAAAUUCGACUAGAUUCAUGUAUUGUCAAGUGUAAUAUUAUAAUAAUUAUUUGUAAGAA